AUGUCUCAACCGGCUCAACGUGCAGCGACCAGAUCGGUCAUCCAGAAGUACAUCAACAAAGAGACUCUAAAAUAUGUGUUCACAACUCAUUUCUGGGGUCCUGUGUCGAAUUUUGGUAUACCCAUUGCAGCAAUCUACGAUCUUAAGAAGGACCCUACAGUGAUCUCGGGUCCAAUGACAGGAGCUUUAGUGAUAUAUUCUGCAGUUUUCAUGAAAUAUGCUCUGGCUGUUACACCGACGAACUACCUUCUAUUUGGUUGCCAUCUUGUGAACGAAGCGGCACAAUUAGGUCAGGGCUACAGGUUCCUGCACUACAAUUAUCUGGCAGACGAAGAUGAGAAGAAGGCCAUUGACGAGAAAUGGAGCAUGCCAAGUAAAUGA
Messenger RNA from Torulaspora delbrueckii, 381 nucleotides. RefSeq names its product pyruvate transporter MPC1 (gene MPC1). Bases 1 to 381 code for a protein of 126 amino acids. Gene Ontology annotation, cellular component: mitochondrial inner membrane. The record is from RefSeq and is a predicted model, not a curated record. Lineage: Eukaryota; Fungi; Ascomycota; Saccharomycetes; Saccharomycetales; Saccharomycetaceae. Gene Ontology annotation, biological process: pyruvate import into mitochondria. The transcript has a single exon.